This is a messenger RNA of Electrophorus electricus (electric eel), 1993 nucleotides long. It is a transcript of the gene tfec, whose product is annotated as transcription factor EC. Lineage: Eukaryota; Metazoa; Chordata; Actinopteri; Gymnotiformes; Gymnotidae. Gene Ontology annotation, cellular component: nucleus. The record is from RefSeq and is a predicted model, not a curated record. Gene Ontology annotation, molecular function: protein dimerization activity; DNA-binding transcription factor activity, RNA polymerase II-specific; RNA polymerase II cis-regulatory region sequence-specific DNA binding. Gene Ontology annotation, biological process: regulation of transcription by RNA polymerase II.
UGUCCAUAAUUUCUACAUUUAGUCAUAAUCAUCCACCCCAGUGUUUCAUAACUCAACCUUUUCUGAAGUGAAAGGAGAACUUGGCUAAUACUGAAACAGAGUUGAGCAACAUCUGCGCAUCCACCCCAGACAAUACCUAGGCUCCUCCAGUUCAUUGUGGUUGCCUGUCUGGAAGCCUGAUGAAUGGACUAAGUUUUCUAGAGCCCACAGCUUAAUAAGAAUGAGGAGAGCACGUCUGUCUCAAUCCCCAGGUCCAGAACCACCUGGAGACCGCUAAGUACCACCUCCACCACGCCCAGGCCCAGCAGGUCAAGCAGUACCUGACACUGGGCAGCAAGCUUGCGGGCCAGCCCCACCCAAACCCGGGCCAGGCCCUGGGCACCAUGCCGGUCCUGCGCAAUGGGCACCUGCCCGUCAGUGAGAGCAGCACAUCAGGCAGCCCCGUCACCCUGCUAACCCUCACCAGCAGCCACGAUGGCGAGUUUCCAGUGGAUGAAGUUAUUGAUGACCUUAUUAGCCUUGAGUCUGGUUUCAAUGAUGGCAGCUUGGAAUGUAUGGAUCCUAGCAUCAUAAUGCAGAAUAAUGUGCCCCUGAAUAGCAGUAUGCUGGAGGUCUUCAGUGGUGACCAAGAGCACGACACCAGGGUCCUGGCAAAAGAGAGGCAGAAGAAAGACAACCACAAUCUGAUUGAACGGAGGCGUCGGUACAACAUCAACUACAGAAUCAAAGAACUUGGAACUCUGAUCCCAAAGUCAAACGACCCUGAUAUGCGCUGGAACAAAGGGACCAUCCUCAAGGCCUCUGUGGAGUACAUUAAGUGGCUGCAGAAAGAGCAGCAACACGCCCGAGACCUGGAGAACCGGCAGAAGAAACUGGAGCAGGCUAACCGGAAGCUCCUGCUGAGGAUCCAGGAGCUGGAGAUCCAGGCUCGCGCUCACGGUCUGCCCAACGCUCUGGGAGCGGUGGAGAUCUCGUCUCACCUCCUCAAACAGCAGCAGCAGCAGUCAGUCCAGGCCCCUCUGGUGCCCACUGUGCCCCAGGUCCCACCGGCUGCCCAGCCUCCUCUCUACGCUCAGGAGGAGCUGAACGGCGCAGAGUACAUCCAGAGGAGCGCCCUGCCUGCCACCCUCCCUGUAGGGAGAGGAGGAGGCUCCUCCAGGGAGCAGGCCGACUCAUCCACCACUUUCUCGGACCCGCUCUCCCACUUCACAGACUUCUUCAGCACCACGCUGAAAGAGGAGCACCGGUUGGAGGAGUUCCUCAUGGAGGAGGCGCUGUCGCCGUUCAGCGCCGACCCCCUGCUCUCAGCAUCCUCUCCUGCCGCGUCCAAAGAGAGCAGCCGGCGGAGCAGCUUCAGCACGGACAAUGGGGACGACCUCUAACCGAGGGCGACCUGUGAGCUCAGUCCUUAGCUCCGCCCCGACCGCUGCCGUCUGGCCACACCACUGUGCUCCUGGAAGGAGAAAGCAGAGACUCUGUGCACGCGGACCACACGACUUACAUCCUCCGACUACAGGAACAGGGAGACACGUCUCUGGGUUUUGUGCCAGUGUCGAGUCAGAUACAGCCGAUAAAAAAAGAAAAAGAUAAAAAGAAGGGAGAAUUAACAGAUCUGGUGAUACUUAUCUACUGUGCAGUUGUGUCUGAUGGACUGCCUUUAGUGUACAUGCUUAUGGCAUGGUUUACACAAUGGUAUAUGGAAAUUGUAUAUUUGUAAAAUGUAACAUAAUGGCAUUCAUAAGAACCACUAGCAGAAGAGAACAGGGUUUUUAAAAAUCUCUGCAGAGCCUUAAGCAAAACUGAUUAGCUUUACAAACACUCAAAAGAAGAUGCAAUACAUAUACAAUUAGUAGGCAAAACCCUAACAUGCCUUUUUAUUUUUUUGGUUCAUAAAGUAUUUUUUAAGGACAAUAUGCAUUUAUGUAUUUAUAUGUCUUAAUCAUUGUAUUGUUAAAAACAAAAAUCCUUAGACAAUCUAAUAAUUUUUAUAACU